AUGACGAUCAACGGCACGUUUUUCGCGAGCUAUGAUCUGAAGGAGCUGACCUUCGGAUGGACCGAUUACGCUCUCUUUGGCGGUCUGCUGGGCGUUAGCGUGCUCAUCGGCAUCUACUUCGGCUGCUUCAGCACGAAGCAGGACAACACAACCGAGUACCUGCUCGGCGGCAAGACCAUGUCCUUCUUGCCGAUCAGCAUGAGUCUGAUAGCAAGCCACAUAUCGGGGGUGUCGUUGCUCGGCGUGCCCUCCGAGGUGUAUCAAUACGGGACGCAGUACGCGGCAUGCGUGUUCACGUCUUUCAUAACGUGCUUCAUAAUCGUAUGGAUCUACCUGCCGGUGUUUUAUAAGCUGCAGCUCACCAGCACUUUUGAGUAUUUGGAGAUACGGUUCGCCAGGCCGGUGCGGCAAUUAGCGUCGUUCCUCUACACCCUCUCGCUGGUCGUCUACGUGCCGUUGAUCAUCUACGUGCCGGCGUUGGCGUUCUCGCAGGCGACUGGCAUGAACCUGCACUUCGUCGCGCCGAUUAUAUGCAUAGUGUGCAUCUUUUACACGACGAUAGGAGGUCUGAAGGCUGUCGUAUGGGCGGACACGGUUCAGAUGACGGUGACUGUCGGAAGUCUCGUUGCCGUUCUGAUCCUGGGGACCAUCGCCGUGGGCGGCGUCGGCGAGACAUGGAGGAUCGCUCAGGAGGGCGGUAGAAUCGUCUUCUGGAACAUGGAUCCGAGUCCCUUCGUGAGAAAUUCGUUUUGGGGCAUGUCGGUGGGAUUGGUGACGACGUGGCUGGCGUCGCUGGGUAUCAGCCAGGUCUCCAUGCAGAGGUUCUUGGCGGUGCCGAAUAUCAAAGAGGCCCAAAAGUCGAUAUGGUUCCUGGCUGUGGGACUGGUGGUCGUAAAACUAAUCUCGGUCUUUACCGGCCUCACAAUGUACGCCAGAUAUCACAAGUGCGAUCCUAUAGCCGCGCACGUUGUAGCAAGAAGCGACAAGAUAUUGCCGUAUUACGUGCUAGACGUAGCCGCGAAUGUUCCGGGACUUCCUGGCCUCUUUCUCGCCGGCCUGGUGAGCGCCGGUCUCUCGACGAUGAGCGCCGGGCUGAACACAGUCACCGGCACGAUUUACGAGGAUUUCAUCGAUCCUUGGAUGCCAGAGAGCAACGACAAAGAGACUAAAGCCGCCAACAUUAUGAAGGUCACGGUGGUUAUCUUAGGCCUUCUAUGCGUCGGCAUGGUGUUCCUCGUGGACCGCCUCGGCGAUAUCUUCCAGCUGUCCCUGACUGUGACCGGCAUCACCGCCGGCACCAUGCUCGGCCUCUUCUCGUUGGGGAUGCUGGUGCCUUGGGCGACUACCAAGGGCGCCGUGAUCGGCGGCCUCGUCUCGAUGAUGAUGAUGAUGUGGAUCAUCGUCGGCGCGCAAUGGCACAUGGUCAACCAUCGGUUCUCCUAUCCGUCGCUUCCCACCACGACCGAGGGUUGCCUGCCUACUUCGACGGGUCUGCUGAAUCAGACGGCGAGUACCACCAUCGUCCCGACGGUGCAGGACCCGGUGCAUAUCGAGUCUGCGGGCGAGCCGUUUUUCAUAUACAGGAUAUCCUUCAUGUACUACACACUGUUGGGAGCUCUGGUUGUGAUGGUGAUCGGUACGGUGGUCAGCUUCAUCUGCGGCGCGCCCGAUUUGGGGGAUAUCGACCGAGAUCACUUCCCGCCAUUUGUCACCAGAUUCAUGCCUGCGAAAAAAUACAUGGAAGUGUCGUUGCACACGGUGCCGACCGCGCUGGUGACCAAUCUCGAGAAAGAGGAAUUGAAGUCUUAAAGUAAGAAUAUAUCUCAUCGUGUCUCUCGUCUGUUUCCGCGCCCGUGACGUUACGGGCACGUCUAUCACAACGAAAAGGCGUAAUGCGCGCUCGACCCAGUUUGCCAAAUCGCUCGGUCGCGAGUCCAAUGAUCUCCGUAACGAUAUUACACAUUCUGUAAUCGAAUGCAUUAGCAGCACUUAAAGAUUCCAUUGUAUAGCGAUUGUAAAAAAUAUUCGGAACGAAUUCAUAUGCGAAGACUGUCUCA
This is a messenger RNA of Dinoponera quadriceps, 2057 nucleotides long. Its product is annotated as sodium-coupled monocarboxylate transporter 1-like. Gene Ontology annotation, cellular component: membrane. The record is from RefSeq and is a predicted model, not a curated record. Lineage: Eukaryota; Metazoa; Arthropoda; Insecta; Hymenoptera; Formicidae. The transcript has 8 exons. The coding region runs from base 1 to 1809 and encodes 602 amino acids. Gene Ontology annotation, biological process: transmembrane transport; sodium ion transport. Gene Ontology annotation, molecular function: symporter activity.